AUGCAAUCCUUGAUCGACUCAUCAUCUUUGCUGGCCGCUGUGGAUCAUGGAGCUGCAGUUGUGCCAUCUACCACCAGUUUAUCGAUCGAACAUGUUGGAGACCAUCAUGAUUAUAUCGAGCCUGCACAAAGGUCCUCUGGAUUGGGUGAGGUUGCCACUGAUCAUGAGAUCGGUCCUGAUUCGAAUGAGCAACACAUCGAUCAUGACCACACUGAGGAGGCAGCAAAUCUCCCAAAGACAGUGGAAAAGCCAUCGCCCGUCAAGAUGGUCGACAGUGUUCCUUACCAUGGUGAAGACAAUGCUGAAUCAGUGAUUUCAGACAAUUCUGAACUGCAACCAGUGGGGUCAUUUGUAUCUGAGGCAUUGGCAGCGGGAAACAAUGCCAUGGCAGGGCCAUUAUGCAACCAGGCUGAACCUUCAUCUUUCACCACAGAGCUUGACAAAUUCAACGUGAGGUAUCAGUUCCCCAUAUUGACAUGCUUUCUGUCACGUCUCCUCUGA
Laetiporus sulphureus 93-53 is the source of this 501-nucleotide messenger RNA. RefSeq lists its product as uncharacterized. The record is from RefSeq and is a predicted model, not a curated record. Lineage: Eukaryota; Fungi; Basidiomycota; Agaricomycetes; Polyporales; Laetiporaceae. Bases 1 to 501 code for a protein of 166 amino acids. The transcript has 5 exons.